Psylliodes chrysocephalus is the source of this 6701-nucleotide messenger RNA. Lineage: Eukaryota; Metazoa; Arthropoda; Insecta; Coleoptera; Chrysomelidae. The record is from the annotation of a GenBank genome assembly.
UUUGGAGUGGUUGGUUCCCGCUUGUUUGGAACAGGUGAACAAGUCGAAGAAGUUUGUUGAAACCUCUGAUAUACAUCUAUUUUAUUCAUUUACUCGUCUCUUCACGUGCAUGAUACGCGAUGAAACUCAAGUGAGCACCGUAUGGUUGCAGUGCACGUUCAUUUUUUGCCUUUGUUGGGGAUUGGGUUCGACGCUCACAACUGAAGGAAAGAAGCAAUUCGAUACGUUCUACAGGAAAACUUUGGCCGGUGAGAACAAGAAAUCUCCGAAGGUCAAAUCGUUUAAACUGUCCAAGAAUCAGUUGUUUCCGGAGCGAUCCGUGUGUUUCGAUUUCUUUUAUGACAAGAAAAAUAACGGUACGUGGAUAAAUUGGACUGAUACCGUGGAGAAAUUGGAAAAGAUACCUGUCACUGCCAAAGCUAGCGAACUGAUUAUACAAACGAACGAUUCCUGUCUGAUGAAGUUCUUUUUGAAAAUAUGUUUAGAUAAUAAAAUUCCGAUUUUGUUUGUCGGUCCUACUGGUACAGGCAAAUCUGCGGUUGUGAUCGAACAUAUGUUGAGCAUGCCCAAAGAGAGUUACCAACCCAACAUCAUCAAUUUCAGUGCUAGAACUUCAUCUAGCAUGACUCAAGAAAUGGUAAUGUCAAAAUUGGACAAAAGAAGACGAGGAGUAUAUGGUCCCGCUAUGGGAAAACAAUGCAUUCUCUUCGUAGAUGACCUAGGAAUGCCGCAGAAAGAACAGUGGGGCGCCCAACCUCCUGUCGAAUUGCUACGUCAAUACAUCGACCAUGGACAUUGGUUUGCAAAAGACACGUCAAUGCUAUAUUUGGUGGACAUUUUAUUUGUUGGUGCAAUGGGAGUGCCUGGUGGUGGAAGAAACGAAGUUACAGAUAGAUUUUUAAGACAUAUGCAAAUUAUUACUAUUGAUUCUUUCGAUGAUAACACGUUGGGAAAAAUAUUUACCACAAUUUUGGAUUGGCAUUUUGCUAAAGGGUAUGCGUCUGAUGUAGCGAGACUUUCUAAGUUCUGUGUAGCAUCGACAACAGAAGUCUACAAAAUGGCCAUCAGCAAUUUUUUACCAACGCCAGCAAAGUCGCAUUAUACUUUUUCGUUGCGAGAUUACUCGAGAUUGAUUAACGGUCUUCUGGUGACUCCCCCAACGCAUUUGGAAGAUCCUGAUAAGUUUGUUAGAUUGUGGAUACACGAAUCGUAUAGAGUGUUUCACGAUCGGCUUAUAGAUGAUGAGGAUAGGUUGUUGCUGUUUAAUAUUGUAAGAAAUGCCACAUACAAUGGCUUCAGGCAGCGUAUGGAAAAAGUUUGCGAAAAUAUAAUUGGCGAAGAUGGAAGAUUGGGACCGCAAAUUAUAAGGAACUUAUUUUAUGGAAAUUAUAUUCUACCAGAUGCAGAAAAAAAAAUUUACGACGAAAUUACAGAUAUGGACGAUCUAGUCGAAAAAAUGAAAUUCUAUCUAUCCGAAUACAAUCUCAUAUCUAAGUCUCCGAUGAAUUUGGUGAUGUUUAAAUUUGCAAUCGAACACGUAUCAAGAGUAUCUCGCGUAUUGACCCAACCAAACGGUAAUGUACUGUUGGUUGGAGUCGGUGGUUCAGGAAGACAUAGCGCAGCGAAAUUGGCCAGUUUUAUGGGAGAAGCGGCGAUUUUUGAGAUUGAACUUACAAGAACCUAUGGUACGGUAGAAUGGAGAGACGAUUUGAAAAAAUUGUUGACGAAGGCAGGCUUUGAAGGCAAACCUAUAGUAUUUUUGUUUGCCGAUACUCAAGUAGCUGACGAAGGUUUCGUUGAAGAUGUUAAUACGAUUCUCAACACAGGAGACGUGCCCAACUUGUACGCACCUGAUGAGAAGGCUGAUAUAUUAGAAAAAAUACAAGCUGUAUUGAAAGAAAGCGGAGCUAAGAAGAUGGACGCUACACCUUUAGCUCUAUAUACAUUCUUCAUAGAACGAAUCAGAGCAGCGUUGCAUGUUGCUCUAUGUUUUUCCCCGAUUGGUGAAUCGUUUCGAGUCAGAUGCAGAAUGUUUCCAUCGUUGAUAAACUGUUGUACAAUCGAUUGGUUUCAAAGUUGGCCUGAUGAUGCUUUAGAAAAGGUGGCACAAUUUUUCCUAGGCCAAACCGAUAUAACACCGGAAAUGAUAGACGUUUGCGUUGACAUAUGCAAGUUUUUCCACGUCCAAGUGCAGGAAGCGUCAGAUUUGUUUUGGAGAGAACAAAAGAGGAAAACGUAUGUCACCGCCACCGCAUACCUGGAACUAAUACAAACGUUUAAGAGUUUGUACGCACUCAAAGUCAAUCAAAUAAAUAUGCAACGGAAUAGAUAUGAGACUGGUUUAGAUAAACUGGACUUCGCUGCAGGUCAAGUUGGUUUGAUGCAAUGCGAGUUACACGAUUUGCAGCCUCAACUCGUCGUGGCCUCGGCCAAUACGGAAAAGUUGAUGGUUAAAAUAGAACAAGAUACUGUUGUUGUUGAGAAACAAAAAGAGAUUGUUGGUGCUGACGAAGCUUUGGCUAACGAAGCAGCCGCAGCUGCUCAAGCCAUUAAGGACGAUUGCGAAUCGGAUUUAUCUGAGGCCAUUCCAGCUCUUGAAGCUGCCGUUGAAGCUUUGAACACUUUAAAACCGGCGGAUAUUACAGUCGUAAAAUCCAUGAAGAAUCCACCUUCUGGUGUGAAGCUUGUUAUGGAAGCUGUUUGCGUGAUGAAGCAGGUCAAGCCUGACAGGAAGCUGGAUCCUAAUUCAGGCAAAAUGAUUGACGAUUAUUGGUCAUCUUCAGUAAAACUUUUGGGCGACAUGAAAUUCCUGGAGGGUUUAAAAAACUACGACAAAGAUAGUAUACCUCAAUCUGUUAUGAAAAAAAUAAGAGACAAAUAUUUACCAGACAGAGAAUUUGAUCCGAUAAGAAUCCAAAGCGUGUCUGCCGCAUGCGAAGGUUUAUGUAAAUGGGUCAGAGCCAUCGAGGUAUACGACAGAAUCAUUAAAAUCGUCGCCCCAAAGCAAAAGGCCUUGGCAGCUGCUGAAUCAGAACUUGCCGCCCAAAUGGAUACUCUGAAUGCGAAACGAGCUCAGCUUCAAGAGGUCGCAGACAAACUACAAGCCCUGAACGACGAUUUUGCCGCCGAAAUGAAAAAGAAGAAGGAUUUGGAAGACGACAUCGAUCUUUGCGGUCAAAAAUUAGAUAGAGCUGAGAAAUUGAUUGGUGGACUGGGAGGAGAGAAGGCGCGUUGGUCUGAAAUAGCCGCGUAUUGUUUAACUUUACUGGGAAAAGUAAUUGGAGAUGUACUAUUAUCUGCUGGUACUAUCGCUUAUUUGGGACCUUUCACUAUUAAUUACAGGAUUUCGUUGAUGAAAGAAUGGAAUGUUUAUGCAUUGGACAGAGGUCUGCCAUGUUCAGAUAAUUUCUCGCUAGUUGUUACAAUGGGAGAACCGGUAGUGAUAAGAGCCUGGAAUAUUGCCGGUUUACCAAUUGACAAUUACAGUAUAGAGAAUGGUAUAAUUUCUACCUCUGCCAGAAGGUGGCCUUUAAUGAUCGACCCACAAGGGCAAGCAAAUAAAUGGGUGAAAAACAUGGAAAAGUACAACAGACUGAACGUCAUCAAACUAACAGACGGUAAUUACGUCCGAAUCAUGGAAAAUGCCAUAACAUUUGGUACGCCGGUAUUGCUCGAAAACAUCAACGAAGAAAUCGACGCCAUCUUGGAUCCCAUCUUGGUAAAGACAAUUUUCAAACAGCAAGGAGUGUGGUACUUGAAAUUGGGCGACAACGUACUUGAGUACAAUUUUGAUUUUCGAUUAUACAUCACCACUAGAUUGAGAAAUCCCCAUUACUUACCGCAAGUGUCUGUAAAAGUUACGUUAGUGAAUUUCAUGUUAACGCCACAAGGGCUUCAAGAUCAGCUCUUGGGUAUAGUGGUGGCUUACGAGAAACCAGAAUUGGAGGAAAAGAAGAAUUUGAUGAUUGUCGAAAGCGCUAAUAAUAAGAAAACGUUGAAGGAAAUCGAAGAUAAGAUUUUGGAGGUGCUGUCUUCAUCCGAAGGAAACAUCUUAGAAGACGAAACCGGUAUCAAGGUAUUAUCCACCAGCAAAAUCCUAUCCGAGGACAUCCAAGUGAAACAAAAGCAAGCUGCAAUCACCGAAAAAGAGAUCGAUACGGCCAGAAACGGAUACAUCCCCAUCUCAAAACAUUCCGCUGUCUUGUUUUUCUGUAUUUCGGAUAUCGCUAAUAUAGAUCCCAUGUACCAGUACUCGUUGGGUUGGUUCGUUAACUUGUAUAUACAGUCAAUAUUGAACAGUCCGAAAUCUGAUAACCUCGAAGAACGAUUGGAGUUUUUAACGGCUCAUUUUACAAGCAGCGUUUAUAAAAACGUCUGUAGAUCGUUGUUCGAGAAAGAUAAAUUGUUGUUCUCCAUGGUACUAGCAGUUGGAAUACUCAGAGCUAAGAAUGAGAUAAAUGAGGAUGUAUGGAAUUUUCUUCUAACAGGAGGAGUGGCGUUGGACAAUCCAUUUCCAAAUCCGUCACCAGAGUGGCUCUCUGAAAAAUCAUGGUCCGAAAUCGUGAGAGCCACUCACUUAGAAGGCUUACAUGGACUUAAAGAAUCUGUUGAAGAAGAUAAUGCCUUAUGGAGAAAAUUCUAUGAUGUAUCAAAUCCGAAUGAAAUCCCUUGUCCACCACCUUUCGAACAAACUCGUGGUUUACAACGAUUAGUGCUACUACGCUGUUUGAGACCUGAUAAAAUUGUACCGGCAGUACAAAACUACGUCGUCGACGAAAUGGGUCCAUCAUAUUUAGAACCCCCUCAAUUUAAUAUAGAAGCAUCAUACAAUGACAGUAAUAAUUGUACACCCUUAGUAUUUAUCUUAUCGGCUGGUUCUGAUCCGAUGGCUGGAUUAAUACGUUUCGCUGCUGACAAAGGCAUUGCUAAACAACAACUCAUGACAAUUUCAUUAGGCCAAGGGCAGGGUCCCAUAGCGGCAAAUAUGAUCAGCAUAGGUUUGGAAACUGGUAGAUGGGCGGUUCUUCAAAAUUGCCAUUUAGCCGAGAGCUGGAUGAGAGAACUGGAUCGACUUUGCAAUGAAGUAAUCGUUCCAGAAAAUACACAUCCGAAUUUUAGAUUGUGGUUAACCAGUUAUCCUAGCAGAGCUUUUCCCGUAUCGAUUUUACAAAACGGCGUCAAAAUGACGAAUGAAGCUCCCAAGGGAUUGCGACAAAACAUCCUGAGAUCGUAUACGUCGGAUCCAAUAUCGGAUCAGACUUUUUACAAUCAGUGUCCCAAUCAAAAAGCAUUUCGUCCGCUGUUAUUCUCACUCUGUUUCUUCCACGCCGUUAUUCAAGAAAGAAGAAAGUUCGGUCCUCUAGGAUGGAACAUUCCAUACGAAUUUAACGAGUCCGAUUUGAAGAUAUGUGUGCUACAACUGCAGAUGUUUCUUACCGAUUACCUUGACGUACCUUUUGAUGCUCUGUCAUAUUUGACAGGCGAGUGCAACUAUGGAGGUCGUGUGACAGACGACAAAGAUAGGAGAUUAAUUAUGUCACUGCUUUCGACGUUUUAUGCAACUGAUGUUGUACAUAAACCAGGGUAUUGCUUCUCGCCAAGUGGAAUUUAUUAUGUACCAGUUGUGAAUACUUGGGAAGGUUGCGUUGAAUAUAUUAAAAGUUUGCCAAUCAAUGCGUCGCCAGAGGUUUUUGGUCUUCAUGAGAAUGCUGAUAUUACCAAAGAUAACCAGGAAACAGCUAAUUUGCUAUCUGGAGUACUGUUAACGCAAACUUUAGUAACGGGCGGUGGAAGCGAAGGAGAUGCUCAAGCAGUGAUUAUAGAUCUCGCCAAUGAUAUUUUAAAUAAAGUACCUAAUGAAUUUGAUAUUGAUUUCGUAAGCGCCCAAUACCCAGUCAUGUACACCAAUUCGAUGAAUACAGUCUUGAAACAAGAAUUAAUUCGAUUCAACAGACUGAUUUCGGUAGUGAAAAAAACGUUGAACGAUAUGAUUAAAGCCGUAAAAGGAAUUGUGGUUAUGUCGGCCGAAUUGGAAGACACCUAUGAAGCUCUUGUGAUCGGAAAACAACCGGGCGCUUGGCAGGGCAAAAGUUAUCCCAGUUUGAAACCGUUGGGAUCAUACGUUACCGAUUUGAUUCAAAGAUUGACAUUUUUGCAAGACUGGAUCGACAACGGAGAACCUCUAGUGUAUUGGUUGUCGGGUUUUUUCUUCACUCAAUCUUUUUUGACGGGUGUUCUACAGAACUAUGCGCGCAGGAAAAAUUUGCCGAUAGACUGGAUCCAUUUUGAAUAUUACGUGACUGAACAUGAAGCUGAAAACGAAAAUAUGCAUAUUCCUUUGGGGGUGUACUGCAGGGGCUUGUUUCUCGAAGGAGCAAGAUGGGACAGAAAAUUCAAACGAAUAAACGAAUCCUACCCCAAAAUCCUCUUUGACACGAUCCCCAUCAUGUGGAUGAAACCAGCGGAGAUAUCGCAAUUCGUGCCAUUGCCAUCUUACACUUGUCCCGUUUACAAGACUAGCGCUAGACGAGGAGUUUUAGCGACCACUGGACAUUCUUCCAAUUUUGUCAUGUUGAUCUCUUUGAACUCGCAUUUGCCGCAGAAACACUGGAUAAAUCGUGGGGUAGCAUCGUUGUGUCAACUGGACGAUUGAUUUUAAUAUUAUAAUAAAUUAGUGAUUUUUAAUAAAGGUUUUAAAAUUG